This is a messenger RNA of Trichomycterus rosablanca, 719 nucleotides long. It is a transcript of the gene arl2bp, whose product is annotated as ADP-ribosylation factor-like 2 binding protein. Gene Ontology annotation, cellular component: mitochondrial intermembrane space. The transcript has 7 exons. Gene Ontology annotation, biological process: positive regulation of tyrosine phosphorylation of STAT protein; maintenance of protein location in nucleus. The coding region runs from base 23 to 529 and encodes 168 amino acids. The record is from RefSeq and is a predicted model, not a curated record. NCBI's taxonomy places the organism in Eukaryota, Metazoa, Chordata, Actinopteri, Siluriformes, Trichomycteridae.
AGAGACGUGCACAGUGUUGCUAAUGAUGGAUGUUCACCGCAGAGAUCUAAUCACUAUGGAGGAGAAUGUAGUUGACAUGAAAGCCUUAGAUGAAGAGGAAUUUGCUGUCUCGAAGUCAUCAGAGUCAGAUGCAGUGUUCGAUACUGUAAUUGGAAACAUUGAGGACAUCAUAAUGGAGGAUGACUUCCAGAACCUUCAGCAAUCCUUUAUGGAAAAAUAUUACCUGGAGUUUGAGGACACUGAGGAGAAUAAACUUAUUUAUACACCUAUUUUUAAUGAAUAUGUCGACCUCUUAGAGAAGUAUUUGGAACAGCAACUGAUAAAGCGAAUUCCUGGAUUUAACAUGAAUGACUUUACUCACUCACUCAAGCAACACAAAGAUGAAGUGUCAGGAGAUAUCUUUGAUAUGCUGCUCACCUUUACAGACUUCAUGGCCUUUAAAGAGAUGUUCCUAGAUUACAGAGCAGAACGGGAAGGACGAGGGCCGGACUUAAGUGCUGGUCUGGUGGUGAAAUCAUUGAAGUCUUAACAGCGUUCACUUCCAAAACAGAGUCAGACUUUUCCUUACCAAGGCGGCUUUUGAUUUCUUCUAACUCUGACCUUACCCUUCUCAGCCGUGUACUGUAUUGUAGGUAUUUUCCAGAGUUUACGACAUGAGCUCAGUAAAGAGGACCAGGUUUGUUUUAGUUUAAUAUUUAAACUUGAAAUUAUGUAACAGG